Molecule: messenger RNA, 975 nt
Organism: Anopheles gambiae (African malaria mosquito)
Lineage: Eukaryota; Metazoa; Arthropoda; Insecta; Diptera; Culicidae
Gene: Idi
Product: isopentenyl-diphosphate Delta-isomerase 1
Exons: 3
Coding region: 1-732 (243 amino acids)
Biological process (GO): isopentenyl diphosphate biosynthetic process; isoprenoid biosynthetic process
Cellular component (GO): cytoplasm
Molecular function (GO): isopentenyl-diphosphate delta-isomerase activity
Source: RefSeq, a predicted model, not a curated record
AUGCUGUUCUCGUGGUUGCGGACUGCUGGGAGGCUACCUCUUCCCGCCCGUUCCUUUUCAAAUGUAGCCACGGUCAGCUCUGCCAAGCUGCAGGAACAGGCGCUGGAGGAGAAGUGUAUCUUGGUGAACGACCACGAUCAAGCCACCGGAAGUGCCUCGAAGCGGGACUGCCACCGGGUGGAUCCCGACGGUAACAUUCGUCUGCAUCGUGCGUUCAGUGUCUUCCUGUUCAACAGUGCCGGAGAUAUGCUGCUGCAACGUAGAUCCGUCGAAAAGAUAACAUUUCCCGACUGCUACACGAACGCUUGCUGCAGCCAUCCGCUGUACGACAUCGAGGGAGAGCGGGAGGAGCUGAAUGCCCUUGGCAUUCGGCGCGCUGCCCAGCGACGAUUGAACUACGAGCUUGGCAUUCCAAUGGCACAGGCACGGCCGGAAAACUUCCACUACAUCACCCGCAUCCACUACGCCGACCGGGGCGAUGGGACGUGGGGAGAGCACGAGAUCGACUACAUUCUGUUCCUGCAGAAAGAUGUCGACCUGAAGCCAAACGACAGCGAGGUCAGCGAGGUGCGAUACAUUCCGCGCAGUGGGCUGACGGAUGCCAUCGCACGGCUGGAUGCACCGCUAACGCCCUGGUUCCGGCUGAUCUUGCAGCACCGGCUGCAGCUGUGGUGGGACAAUUUGCCUAAUUUGAAGCAGUACGAAAACCACAAGCAGAUCGAACGAUUCUAGCUGGCAGGGUAUGGUGAUCGGAAACCAAAAUUUAGGCGCGUAAGUACGACACUGCACAAUGGCAGCGGCAGGCGGUAAGGGGGUCGAGGAAGCAAUAUUUAAAUGAUUUUGAUAAGCGUAUAACGGUAGAAGGGAAUAUUUAUGAUGGGUGAGAAGGUGUUGCAAUACGCAUGUAAAUGAAUUGUUAUUAAGUUUACUAACUGGACUCUGGAAAAGGACAAGAAUCUAUUUUUCUACAAAUAA